Molecule: messenger RNA, 1602 nt
Organism: Fusarium musae
Lineage: Eukaryota; Fungi; Ascomycota; Sordariomycetes; Hypocreales; Nectriaceae
Exons: 1
Coding region: 1-1602 (533 amino acids)
Biological process (GO): amino acid metabolic process
Molecular function (GO): lyase activity
Source: RefSeq, a predicted model, not a curated record
AUGUCUCAGAUAACUUCGAUACCAUCCUUCACUGCGGGCGCUCUGCGCCACACGCACAUCGCAUCGAAAGAGGUUCGUGAGCGUGUAUUGAAGAUGGUCCAGUACAACGUCUUUUCUUUUCCCGCUGCGCUCGUUGUAGCAGACUUCCUCUCGGAUUCAGGUACUGCCGCCAUGACUAGCGGUCAGUGGUCUGCCAUUAUGCAAGGCGAUGAGAGCUAUGGUCGUAACGAUGGGUAUUAUUACUUUCUGGAAGCCCUACGCGACAUCUUUGAGAGGGGAGACAAUAGGCUCAAUACCUAUCGCGAAUAUCUCCUGGAUUUCAAUGUUGAUACCUAUUUGGAGCGAUUUCUGAAAUACCAGGAAGGGGGCUUCGUCAAUGGCGGUAGCGCACAAUUGACCAGGCCCAAUACUUUUAUUGUGCCCCAAGGUCGAUGUGCAGAGAGUCUGUUGUUCCACGCUACUGCGGCUGGUUUUGAUCGUGGUACUGCCCAUCCACUGGCCAUCAUUAGCAAUGGCUUCUUCGACACCACGUCAGCCAAUGCCAAGGCAGCAGGUUUUAGCCUCCACCCAUUUUCACAGGAGGGGUGUAUGGAAGCAAGACAUGUGCCAGAAUGGCGGUCUGAGAAUUCUUUCAAGGGCAACAUGAAUACUUCAGCCGCUGAGCAAUUUUUGUCGACCCAGAAGCAACGAGGCAAUGUUGCGCUUAUCGUUCUGACGGUGACCAACAAUACGGCUGCGGGGCAGCCUGUUUCAAUGGAAAACAUUAAAGAGGUAUCACGUUUGUCUCAGACAUACGGUGUACCUCUUAUUCUCGAUGCCUGUCGCUUCGCUGAGAACGCCAUGUUUAUCAAGCUCUUUGAGAAGAAUUAUAGCCAGACUUCUAUCAACGAGAUCGUACGGGAAAUGUUCUCUUAUGCCGAUGGAUUCACUAUAUCGUUGAAGAAGGACGGUCUAGCAAAUAUAGGGGGAGUACUCUGUCUUCGCGAUGGAGGUAUGCUUACUACGAAAUACCCAGACAUGGGCGUCAAAAUUAGAGAAGAGCAGAUCACUCGAUAUGGCAACGAUAGCUAUGGUGGUAUGAGCGGCCGCGAUCUGAUGGCCGCUACCGUGGGGCUUUAUGAGGGGACCAAUGAGAACUACCUGAUGUCUCGCUUGGACCAGGUAAAGAGGUUUGCCGAAAAGCUCAGUGAAGCUGAUCUGCCUGUCAUCCUGCCACCAGGAGGUUCCGCUAUCUUUCUGGACAUGGAUGCUUUCUUCCAAGAUUGCACACGGCACUACAAAGAUUUUCCAGGAGUGGGUUUCACUUUAGAGCUACUUAGCACAUAUGGUAUACGAUCGUUUGAACUUGGCCCAUUCGCUUUGGAGUGGGACAGGUCCGAGCACCACGACAGCAGGGAAAAUGCAACACCCAAUCUUGUGCGAUUCGCGGUGCCACGCAAUGCAUUGACAGAUCAGCACCUGGACUAUACCGUUUCGGCGAUCAAGGAGCUCAAGGAAAGGCGACACACUAUAGGGGGGGCUCGCAUUACCCAUGGCAAGAAUCUCAGCUUGAGACAUUUUCAGAGUGCUUUGGAGCCUAUUCCAGUUGAUUCCAUGACUUGA